Molecule: messenger RNA, 947 nt
Organism: Leucoraja erinaceus (little skate)
Lineage: Eukaryota; Metazoa; Chordata; Chondrichthyes; Rajiformes; Rajidae
Product: interleukin-6-like
Exons: 6
Coding region: 1-876 (291 amino acids)
Biological process (GO): immune response; positive regulation of cell population proliferation; T-helper 17 cell lineage commitment
Cellular component (GO): extracellular region
Molecular function (GO): interleukin-6 receptor binding; growth factor activity; cytokine activity
Source: RefSeq, a predicted model, not a curated record
AUGGGUGCUUGCAGACUGAACAUCACAGAGCCCGCUGUCUCUGGUCAGGGACCAACUUCGGAACACCAAGCCACCGUGAUUAGUUCUCAGUAUAUUGAUAAAAAAAAGUUCGGAUACAUCGUGAGCUUUUGUCACCGUUACGACAAGAUACGAACGGCGGAAGACUCGUGGUUAUUCAACGCUGCCCUCAUCAGUCACCUCAGAAACAACAGUGCAGGAGUGGAAGUCAUCUUCAACACCGGGACACGUCCUCGAUGUAGGGAAGAAUCGAACGAUUUUUACCUGCUGUUCCUGGCGAUGUGCGGAAGAGUCGCCGCUUUUCCCGUGUCGGAGCUGGUGGAUGCGGCGGGGCGGUUACAGACCCCCGCCCUGGGCUGUGCAACCUGCGCCCCCCUGGCGCUGCAGAUACGGAGCACAACGGCAGCGCUGCGGGACACCCAGUUGUGCGAGUUUUUCUCCUUCUGUGACGGGGACCAGGGCUCGUUGCUCACUUACGACUUCAACCUGCCGCAGAUCCGAGCUCAGGACAGAUGCACUAUGAUCAGUUUCCACAAGGAAACAUGCCUCAGAGCGAUUGCAACAGGUCUCCAAAAAUACCACCCCUUCUUGGUAUCAGCGGAAACAUCUAUCGUGAGCUCAAACGAUCAAAUGGUAUGGGUGCGAUCCGGCUCCUGGCGCCUGUCUGAAUUGUUAAUGCACCAGUUGAAUGUCGAGUUUGGCAUCAGUGGUGUGGGCCAGAGCGAGUUGGAAGAUUCUGUCUCGGACUUGGUGUCAAAAACAGACUGGAACAGACAAGUGAACGUGUAUGUCACCCUGCGAGACUUCACUCGGUUCAUGGAGAAAUCAUCCCGAGCCCUUCGCUUCAUGAGACUGUGAGACCACAGACUUGGCAGAGAGAGAAGGAACUGCGGAUGCUGGUUUAAACUGAAGAUAGAUACAAAACACUG